UCAAUCAGCCGCUCUCAUGUGACGGCUCUUGCCAAUGACGUGCCAGCCAUAUGGCCUGGCACCGGAGCCGAUAUUUAGUGGCCGCCAUGUUGAGCCGCCUGUUCAGCGACGUCCUACCGGACGUCCAAAGGCUCGCGGCGGGAGGCUGGGUGGAGGACAGCGCGAGCGAGGACUCCAAGACCAAGGACGACUGCCACCUCCGCGAGGACGAGAUGGAUGACAGCGAGACACGCGCCAGCAGCCGGGCCGAUUCCGAAAUGGCGGGAGACGACGACGACGACGACGACGACGACAGUCUUGACGACGAUGAAGAGGAGGGCGGCGGCGACGAGAACGAUGGCGACAAACCCAAGAAGCGCGGGCCGAAGAAGCGUCAGAUGACGCCGGCCCGUGCCGAGCGCUCCAAGGUGCGCAGGCAGAAGGCGAACGCGCGCGAGCGCACGCGCAUGCACGACUUGAACUCGGCGCUGGACAACCUGCGCAAGGUGGUCCCGUGCUACUCCAAGACCCAGAAGCUGUCCAAGAUCGAGACGCUGCGGCUGGCCAAGAACUACAUCUGGGCGCUCGGGGAGAUCUUACGCAACGGAAAGCGGCCUGACGUCGUGUCGUACGUUCAGACGCUGUGCAAAGGCCUGUCCCAGCCCACCACCAACCUGGUGGCCGGCUGUCUGCAGCUCAACACCCGGAACUUCCUCACGGAACAGUGUACGGAACCGGGCCGCUUCCACGUGCCCAGCUCCCCCUUCGCCGCCCACCCUUACCCCUACCCCUGCUCCCGCCUGGCCAGCCCCCACUACCAGGGCGGCUCCGGGGGGCUGAACAUACGGAGCCAUGCUUACGGCCCGGGGUACGAGGCCGUGUACCCACCGGGUGGGGGGUCCCCAGACUACAACAGCCCGGACUACGAGGCGCCACACAGCCCCCCUGUGUGCCACAACGGCGGGCUGUCGAACCGGCCAGGCCAGGACUCGGAUACGGACAGGAACUAUCACUACUCUAUGCACUACUCCGGGCUGACCACGGCCCGUGCCCCGGCUCCUCACAACCUGCCGUUUGGGCCCCCGGGAGCGCGGAUCGGCGGCGCGCAUUCGGAAAACAUUCCGCCUUUCCACGACGUGCACACGCACCACGACAGGGCCCCGCCGUACGAGGAUCUCAACGCGUUUUUCCACAACUGA
Messenger RNA from Gadus chalcogrammus (walleye pollock), 1178 nucleotides. It is a transcript of the gene neurod2, whose product is annotated as neuronal differentiation 2. Gene Ontology annotation, molecular function: protein dimerization activity. The coding region runs from base 51 to 1178 and encodes 375 amino acids. The record is from RefSeq and is a predicted model, not a curated record. The transcript has 2 exons. NCBI's taxonomy places the organism in Eukaryota, Metazoa, Chordata, Actinopteri, Gadiformes, Gadidae.